Messenger RNA from Vitis riparia (riverbank grape), 1602 nucleotides. RefSeq lists its product as uncharacterized. NCBI's taxonomy places the organism in Eukaryota, Viridiplantae, Streptophyta, Magnoliopsida, Vitales, Vitaceae. The record is from RefSeq and is a predicted model, not a curated record. The transcript has 3 exons. Bases 83 to 1336 code for a protein of 417 amino acids.
UCGUCUCCCAAACGAUCUUUGAAGCCGAAGCCGAAGCCGAAGCCAAAGCCCUAGAAAGGUCGUGAGUAGAAACAGGCAAAGAAUGGAAGGAGAAGAAUUUCUAUACUUGUAUACUUACCACCGCAUCCUAGUGAUUAACAUGAAGAAGUUGCUGAGCGGUGGAUUUCAAACAGCUCCUCCCGAUAUGACUCGAUUACCGGUGGAUGAAGUGAUUGAUUUUGACGAGGAAAAAUUGCCAUGCGGGAUGGGUUUCUUUGUAGAUGGAUCAAAACUGUAUAUGGUGGGAGGGGAAUGGGCUGAGGAAGAUCCGAUUUGGAAACCCUUUUUGAGGCUGGACGAGUCAAAGGGCGACAAGGGGAUUUCAUCGAGCUUGUAUGUGGCCGAUCUCUCUGGUCCUACCGUGAACUUCACCCACGUUCACGAGUUUGAAGCGGCGAAGCUUAUGCCCAGGUUGAUAAAGAUUGAGGGGCGGAUAUAUGUCAUGUCCAGCAAUUAUUCUUAUUACGCGAACGUAAGAACAUAUGCGUCCCCAAGUUUCGAGAGCUAUUGCCCUGGCCGUUAUUAUGAACCAAAUACGAUGCUUCAGACUCCUCCCUUCCACGAAUUUCCUGAAUGCAGUGUAAUGGGCUGUGCACGUGUAGGGAAUUAUCUGUGUUUCGAGGCUGGUCGUGAAUGCCACUAUUACAAUGUCACUAAUGGGACAUGGCGGUUUAUGCCCCACCACAGGUCCAAGUUGUUGUCAAUUAUACAUAGACAUGGUCUGGGACGGAAUCUUUGUCACGGACAGUUUGUGUCGGGAUGCGAGGAUGUUCUAGUCUCUGCUUAUUGCCGCAAUAUGGAGGCAUUCGAUUUUCAUCCUCCCCACCAUAUGGAGGCAUUCCUUUUUCCUCCUCCUGAGUCUGGUGAGGAUGCACCUGUCUUGUGUCAGAAAUUCAAGGAGGUGGAUGACGAUCUUUCCAAAAUUGCUAAAUCUCAAUGGACGAUUAGAGAUGGAUUAGUUCUCAACCUGGGCAAAGAGAAGAUGUGCGCCAUCUUCCCCGGUCAAUGCCACCCUAACCACCGGUUCCUUGUUUACAUAUUCAUUUUUCAAGUUUCCAAACUGCCGUCCAAUGAACAACAUCCUACCAAGCGAGCCAAGCGAGCCAAGCGAACCAAGGGCCCCAAAAUAUGUCUUGAGCCAACACCAAAGGAUUUCAUAUCCAUCACUUGUCUGCACAAGGGUUGUUACAACUUGGAUGAGUUUGGCUAUGAUUUCCCACGCCUAACUGGUGCCUUCUGUAUGCGCGAAAAUUCUGAGGUUGGUGAUAAAGUUGUCUCCUUUCAGGCCUUUGUUUAGAGUUUCUUCUCAAAAGGUUUAACCAAUGGCAUGUUGGAGAUGAAGAUGUUUCUAGGACUGUAUAAGCAGACUAUUUGUUCUUUUUUGUGUGCGCAUGACACAUUAAUUUUUUUAUCUGUUUAUUGUACAUGGUGUACAUGGGAAGUCAUGUGUCACAUAGAGUACUAUUUUCUAGUUUGUUUACUGAACGUGAGAAAGUUCCUUUGGUUUUUCAAUGGUUCCAUGGGAUUUGAUCCUUCCUAUUUCAAUGUAGGUAAUUUUUAUUA